This is a messenger RNA of Fusarium subglutinans, 1254 nucleotides long. RefSeq lists its product as uncharacterized. NCBI's taxonomy places the organism in Eukaryota, Fungi, Ascomycota, Sordariomycetes, Hypocreales, Nectriaceae. The transcript has a single exon. Bases 1 to 1254 code for a protein of 417 amino acids. The record is from RefSeq and is a predicted model, not a curated record.
AUGUCUCGACUUCUCUCAGUCCUUCUCCUCUCUCUCCCCCUUGCCCUCUCAGCAGACUUUGAAAGUGUGACCAUCAGUGCCAACCUCGACAACGUUGGUCACACAUGUAUCAGCAAGUGUCUCUAUUACACUGUUCUGUCCGAUAUGGGCAGGGCUAUGGGUUGUGAUGACCCCUAUGACAACAACUGCUACUGCGCUACCGCCGCUGCAUCUGCCAACAAGGCUGAUGGCUUCAUGUCCAAGUGUGCCACCUCAUUGUGCUCGGCUGGCGACCGCUCUCGGGACUUGACUUCCAUGCAGUCCUACUACGCUUCGUACUGUAUGGGUGCAGGCUUCACACAGCCUGGUGCUACUGAGUGGUACAACCCUGCUGAAGCUACAGAGGAGCCGACAAAUGAGCCUACUGCAGAGAGCACUGGUGGUAGUGAUGCGAGACCCAGUCGGACUGCCAACUCAGAUGGUGACGCGGCUUCAACGCACUUGACCAUUGUCACACAAACGGCAGAGGAUGGUGCUUCCAAGACGCAGGGUAAGUUCCUGCUGCUCAUAGUGAUGGUGCCUUUGCUGUUGCUUCAGGUACUGUUCCUGUGCGUGCCCCAUCAAGAGUUUCUGCUAACAUUCUGGCCACUAGUAAUCGUCGAAGCAACAUCCACUUACUGGGUCAACUCGGACGGAUCCCCAGCAUCAUCCAAGAACGAGGAUGGUGGCACCUCUGUUGUCAAGAUUGGCGUUGGCGUCGCUGUACCAGUGGUGGUUAUUGCUGCUGGCUUGUUUGCUUGGUGGUUCAUCAGACGAAGAAGACAACAAAAGACACAAUACCCCUGCACUACUCAGCCCCUCAGCGAAGUUGCAACUGGCGGCGGUCCUGCUGUCGUGGCCUCUGUUUCCCCUUCAACACCUGAGAGGAGGGACACUCUACCAAGAAAGCCCGUCGGAGCUUCAACAAUUUCUUCUGUUUCUUCCUUGUCCAAGACCAACGAGUUAUCAGGUAUUGGCGUCCAACGUGAACUUUCUGGGCGUGAAGUUCAUCCCUUUCCCAACAUGACACCCAGUCCCCCGAUCCAAGUCGCAGGACAACAUGAGAUGUCGGGCGAAGGAUGGAGGCCAAACUUGGAGAUGGAUGGUCGUGAUGCUCGUGUGGAGAUGUCUGGUGAAGCUAGGCCUCCUGAGCUCCCAGGCUAUACCAAUUCAGCGAAUAUGUAUACACCUCAUGAGAGUGUUCAUCGAUGGGAACUGCCUGAUAACUCACGUUAG